AUGCUCUCGCCUAAGACACUCGUCAGCCGAUGCAGCGAGAAGUUGCAGGAGAAGAAGACGGCCACCAAGCGUGCAUUCUCCAGCCGACAAGACUUCAUCCGUGCACUCGAGACCGAUGAGUCUGCGUACGGUCGCGAAUCCGAACGAACAAUCUGGAAGAACGAGGAUUUGGAUUUGACACCGCCAAAGCAAUGGAGCUGGGGGUGGUAUGACUACGCCGCCUUUUGGUGGUCCUACGGCUUCAGCGUCGGUGUCUGGAGCGUCGGCUCCAGCAUGGUCGCCAUGGGUCUACACACAUGGCAGUCCAUCAUAUGCGUCUUCAUUUCGCAUCUCUUGGGUGCAAUAGCCAUCGCAUGGCACAGUCGGAUAGGCGCCAAAUGGCACUGCGGCUUCCCUGUGGAAUGCCGCGUGUCUUGGGGAAUGUACGGCUCCUUCAUUCCCGUGGCCAUUCGUCUGCUGGUCGGACAGAUCUGGGCAUCUGUCUUGCUCAUGCAAGCGGGAUACUUCCUGUCGGUUCUCUUCCGCUGUGUGUUCGGAUCGGCCUGGCAUGACUUGCCCAACACCCUGCCAAAGAGCGCAGAUAUCACCACGCAGAACCUGAUCUGCUUUAUCCUUUUCGUGGUCUGCUCGUCGCCACUGCUGCUCAUACCGCCUCAUCACAUGCGGCGAAUCUUCACCAUCAAGUCUAUCUUGUUGCCACCUGUCGCCAUCGGACUGUUCGCAUUCUGCAUAGUGCAGGGCCGGAACGCAGCUGGGUCAUCUGGCACGUUCAGCACACCCACGAAGACUUUCGGUUCAAAGUCCGCCCUGGCGUGGGCAAUGCUGUCGGCUAUCAACUCGUGCAUGGGCAAGACUUCGACACAGGCUGUCAACCAGACGGAUCUGGCGAGAUAUGCAAGGACGGCACAGGCACCAUUCUGGUCUCAACUCAUCGCCUUGCCAAUUGGCAACACGCUCUGUGCGACGCUAGGUAUCUUCGCCACAUCCGCAACCCAACGUGCCUGGGGCGGCGCCGCCAUCUGGAAUCCCUGGGACCUGUCCAACGAGAUCCUCGACCGUCACUGGAAUGCUGGCGCCCGCGCUGCCAUCGCCUUUGCCAGCAUGGGAUGGAUUUUGAGCAUCUGGGCCUCUAACAUUGGCGUUAACCUCUUUCCGUUCGGGGCGGAUGUCACGGCUUUGGCACCCCGUCUCGUGAUCAUGCCCUGGAAGAUUCUCAAGUCUAGCACCACAUUUCUCCGCUUCUUGGGUGGCUACUCCAUUUUCCUAGCCCCCAUGGUAGGCAUCUUCAUCACGGACUACUUUGUCGUCCGGAAGGGCAACUUUUGGCACCGCGAUCUGUUCGAUCCGAGAAAGGGGACCGCGUACCGCUACCACGGCGGAUUCAGCUGGCGCACUCUGGUUGCUUUCACAAUCACGGUCGUCAUCCUGGUUCCUGGCUUCGCGGCGCAGUUCCCGGCGAACGCUGGUAUCGCUGUUGGAUGGAAGCGGAUAUAUAGUCUGGGCUGGGUGUUGGGAUGUACGAUCAGCAGCGUGCUCUACUGGGCGCUGGCUGUGGGUCUCGGGAAGGGGAAGUUCUGUGAGAAGGAGAGGAAGAUGGGCUUCGAGGAAAGCUAUCUACUGCAAGAGAUGUUUGAAGAGGAGCCGGUGAGGCAGGGUGAGGGAAUAGGGAGUGACGCGGAUAAGGCAGGGACCACGAUUCAGGGAGUCGCUGUGUCGCCUGAGGAGAGCGUCCCUAGGGAUAGGGACCUCGAGAAAGCCAGGUCAUGA
Molecule: messenger RNA, 1767 nt
Organism: Cyphellophora attinorum
Lineage: Eukaryota; Fungi; Ascomycota; Eurotiomycetes; Chaetothyriales; Cyphellophoraceae
Product: Uracil permease
Exons: 3
Coding region: 1-1767 (588 amino acids)
Biological process (GO): nucleobase transport; transmembrane transport
Cellular component (GO): plasma membrane
Molecular function (GO): nucleobase transmembrane transporter activity
Source: RefSeq, a predicted model, not a curated record